Molecule: messenger RNA, 324 nt
Organism: Gongylonema pulchrum
Lineage: Eukaryota; Metazoa; Nematoda; Chromadorea; Rhabditida; Gongylonematidae
Source: the annotation of a GenBank genome assembly
GUGGAACCAUGGCUUUGUAUCAAUGCAUACGUCACUCAUGAUACUGGAAAAUGGAAAGAUCUCAAUUUGAAAUAUGUCCUAACUUGCUGCCGGGAUUAUUGGUGCAUCCUCGAUCGUGAUAAAAGAUUUUUACAAAAAGUGUGGCCAGUUAUCAAGCAUCUUAUUGCGGAAGCAUUGGAAUGCUGGGACCAGGAUGGCGAUUGCAUGAUUGAAAAUUUUGUGCUUACUGUGGAUGCUUAUGGUUGGCAUCACUACGUGCCGCAGCUGCACUCGCCAAAGAAGCCAACGAUACUACGGCAGCAGUACGGUACAUGGAUCUACUGA